Messenger RNA from Spirometra erinaceieuropaei, 26599 nucleotides. Lineage: Eukaryota; Metazoa; Platyhelminthes; Cestoda; Diphyllobothriidea; Diphyllobothriidae. The record is from the annotation of a GenBank genome assembly.
AUGCAACUGACAAAAAUACGCGAGGUAAAUAUACUUUGACUGCCUUAUUAUUGAAGGGCUUAACUCAGUUUUACUAAUCAGCCAAUCCCCUCGCGUCAGUGAGAUUCAAAUUUAAACGACAUUUGGUGCAGGUUAUGUGUGGAACCGAAUGAGUUGUGGUAACCCUAUUGAACCGUGAUAAUGUGAACAUCCGAACCGAACCCUGUUCUCUGUGAUCUUAUGGUGAGAUAAUGCAUGGGACCGGUUCGAUGAAAAUUCUUCCGAAUACUCAAAAGCAUCCCAGAUAAUUGGUCUGAGAUUCAAAUUUAAACGACAUUUCGUGUAGGUUAUGCGUGGAACCAAACGAGUUGUAAUAACUAUUGAACCGUGAUAAUGUGAGCUUGUCGUCUGUGAUCUUAUCGUGAGAUAAGGGAUGGGACCGGUUCGAUGAAAAUUCUUCUGAAUACUCAAAAACAUCCCAAAUAAUUGGUCUGUUUGUAGUUUUUUCAAGCUCUGAAUAUGUAUAUAUUUGGAGGGCGUCAACCAGUUGGGCUGCAGAACACUCUCGUCCCACUGCGCUUUGAGGAGUCCAGCUCUAUACAAUUGGGCCACGGAGUCGUUGUCCAGUCGGUUGAGAUCGAAACUACUAACCAUGCUUGAAGGGCAUGGUUCAGUUUUAGAGUAGUAGACUAAGUACUGCCCAUUGAUAAAGAAUUCCAAUUCGAAUCUCAGGUGACACAAUCCUGGGGUUCGAUUUGAUUGGCUGACGACGGCCAAGAAGCCAGAACUGCCCUUCCCAGUCUCCAUUAUCUUUGUCGGUAUUCCUUUUCUGCACACUUCACAUGUAUCUACGUCCUGUAUACGUGCACAUAUAAAAACACAAUCAAGCCCUCGGGGAACGAAACACAAUAUGUAAUGCAAAUUUCAAAACUGGUCGUCAAAUCGUCACCAUACGCAUGAGAAACGUGCAAAAUAUUUAACUAUUGACUGCACCUAACGAACGAUUCCGUGCUUGGUUGAAGUCCACGCUUAUGGACUCUUUCUGCAUUCAUUUACCCGGUCGGGAUGGCUGAAUCGGUCUCCAUAGAUUUUUGAGAAUUUCGUAUGCGGCAACCAAAUCGAUAUAACUACUGACGCCGGUUUCGUCUUAAUGCACUGCUUGGAGAUGCUCGUGAUUCUUCUUUGUAUGGUUAUCUACAAUAUAGACGUGUGUUCUGCGUUCAGCGUGUGGAUGAUUGCCUGGAACAAAUGGCAUAGUUUCUCGAAAUCUAACUGACGUUCACGUAUUGUAGUGGAUGCAGAUUUCUCGGUUUGUUCUCAGUACACCGUGUCAUAGUAAGGGCAUAGGAAUCCUCGGGCGAUUUGUUUUCUAUCAAAAUAACUAAUUCCGGCCUUAGGCGGUAGGAAAUAAAUACCAAAGGUAACUGUUUAUAGUGUGAUACCCCUAAACUGGUUGGUGCUCCUUUCCUCGUGGAGAUCACAGCGCUAACUGAGUGAUGUCUUGUUUUAAGGAUUGUGAACUCGAGAUCGCUAAAACAUGUCGAGAGGCAUCGGAGCAGUUCGUCAACAGUCGACGGGUGGCUGACCAUAUAAUGGCGAAUCUUAGCCAACAGGUGAGUGUCCGUUGACUAUAAUUUCUCCUGCAUGGAAUUCUUUAUUUAAAAGAACCGCUCACGUUAUGCUGUUAAAUGUUUCAAUCAUAAUUUUUUCCACUGCGGUUUUGAAGUGCUAAACUGAAGUCCCUCAGCUACCUGAAAAAUAAACCAAAUAUAUUUUUAUGGAUGGAGUCAAAUAUCUUCACUGACAUCGCGUGUACUUUGAAUGAGAAGAAAAGUCCAGCGUGGUGUAAAAAAUCAGAGUCCAGAGUGGGCAGGGAAGUUAGAACCGUCAUAUCGUCGCAAACAUAUGACAAGGUUUUUUGACCUGGACGUCAUUAGUGCUCAAAGACACGCUAACAACAGGUUAAGUGUGAACAACUCAAAAACCUACUCAUUAGUCCGCAGGUAGUUUUUUUGUUUUCGUCUGGUAAAUAAUUUUGCUUAGAUUAAGUUGCUUAAAGUUUAAUCUAGUUCAACCUCUAAUGUGUUUGUAGUUCUUCAUUUUUCACGUCGGACACCCGUUUUCAGAAACUUUUCAAGCCAGAUCAACUAACCAUUAGUGAUAACAUUGCAACACCUCAAAGCGUGUGCUACAAUUCAGAGAGUAGUGACAUUUGAUUUGAACGAAUGGUGUACUUUAUUCACACACGGAAUACGGACAACGAGGUCAGAUUAAAUGAGACUUAGAGCAGAGUUCAAAAUGUCAUUAAUCCCCAAUUCUAGAUUUCAAAACGACGUAAUCAGCGCGAGGGGAAGCGCAAAACGCUUAAAAUAUUUCAACUUUUAAAUGCAGAUGCAAAACAUCUAUGAAAGUGGGUGUUGUUGGUGGGCUUAACUCAUAUGACUUUAGAGGUUGUCGGCUGAAGGCCAUCACCUACCAUUUUAUAUUCCCGAUCGCAACUGACAGGACAACGAGCCCAUGACUCAGAUGUUAAAGGCGUUGGAUUUCUAAGCAGCAGUUCGCGGGAUCAAACCCCAGGUGUUCCACACCUUGGGGUUGGGUGUGACUGACUGACGACGGCCAUAAGCCAGAAAUGGUUAUUUCAGUCCCCCUUGUCUUUGCCGUUAACACCAUUCUGCCCACAAGCCAGUGUUUGAGACCACACUCCGUAGUAUUUGAUUAUACAAAGUUGAGUAAUCAUUACUCUUCAUCUGCUUUUGCGUGCUUAUCGGAUGCAUUCUUGGAGGUUGUGAAUGCAGUCCAGGUACUCUGGCGAGAGAAAAGGCAGGAUAUGGAAAACUUUCAUAGUUGUGCACCUAAACCUGAUGAUCCUACGAAAAUAUAGAUAUAUAUAUAUAUGUGAUAAAGUCAUUUUAAUUCCGAACUUUUUUUCUGUUAUUUGGAGUUAUAGCCUGGGUGCACAGAACAGUCAUCCCUCGUCUUCUCUUUUUACUACUUGUCAUUUACAGGAAAGAAACUCACCGCCAUUUGCAUGCUUGGAAGAGGCAAGAAUAAAAAUUGAACGGUUUACCCGCGAUCGCGAUAACAACAUAAACUGGCUGCACAGAAAUCUAAAGGAGGCGGAAUCUCGCCGGCUGGAGAUGGUACGCCAAAGACUGCCUUGAGGUGUUACAUUAAAAGGAGCUAAAUAAUUAAUGCAAGAACUUUCAGGAGUACUCUAUAGCUCUGGCAAAAAAUAGCGUACAUUUGUUCCUCUAAAAUGCCACGGCCUGAAUGCGUCCUUUAAAAUUCACGCGCUUGGAUCAGCGGUCGUCUCCCAAACUAAUAAAAGAUAAUGGUGGCCGAAUUUACCCACAUUCAGUAACUUCCAGUUACUAGAGUCUACGCGUUUUGGCCCGAGUAACUGAUCGGUCAAGUUACUGGAACGAGGUAAAAAAGACGAAUUCGACGUCCCCGUUAGGCCCGCGUCCAUAUCCGUUUCACAAUUGAACGACAGCGCGGUGUGUCCUUCGUUUGCGAGUUCUUACGAUCUACCAGUCAGCGUGGCCAGGGGUGUGUAUAGGCUAGAAGGCCGAUUUAAUCGAAAUCUCAAUCAGUGGAAUGUCUCAUUCACUGUUCACAAUGUGAACUGUCCUCCUAGUCUUGAGUCACAUAGGUGGAUUAAUGGUCCAAAAAACGAAAGUGGCUUCGGGAUAUUUGCAAAACAUCUUUCUUCGGUCAGAUGUGGUUCUAUAAACAAACCUCAGCCAACUUUAAUACGGGACCGGUGGUAAUAGGGCCGUUUACAGAUGGGGCCGGGGAACGCACAGGCGACGAGGUCAAGCAGUUGUGUGCAAAAGAAAAGCUAUUGCGAAUGCGCAGUUGUACUUUGAAUGGUUGAGAAAUAGUUGCGAUAACCCCUGACCUAAACUCCAAACCCUUACUAUAACCUCUAAUCCUAAACCCUAGUCCCUAACCCAAACCCUUAACCCUAAAGCCUAGCCGUAACCCCUUACACCUGACCAUAACUCCUAACCCUAACCCGUAACCACAACCCCUAGUCCUAAACCUAAGCCCUAAGCCCUAACCCCAGCCCCUAACCCUAACCACAACCCUAAACCCUAAUCCUGAAACUUCCAAUGCGAAAGUUAGAAGGAGACGACAGGCUGAAAGUCAAGAAGGACCACCGGCAUUGGGCCAAAGAAGGUAGACACGCAACAAAGAAACAGGACCGCCUACAGAACACACACCACAACCCACAACAACACCAUGCCAACGUGAUCACACCAACUCCAAAUAAUUAAGUAGGCCAAUAGUAUUUGUGUCCAUCAGGUGCGGCUACAUAACCACAUCCUACUGUUUUUUUCUUAAACGUCAACUCUAGCUUAACGGUUGGCUCCAACUAGCUGGAAUGUAGUCAUAGUGCACUCAUACGUAUAAUUUUUGCUUCAGUCUCUAAACCUGGGUUUAAAAUAUUCGCUUGCACUCGCGGCAAUUUAGCAUGUGAAGCUCUUCCCAGAGCACAUCGCUGGGAUGCAUUUUCCUCCAAACCAGCAGCUUGAGAGCGACGUUUCCUACUGGAUCAUAGCAGAUAUCGUGGUAUUUUAUAGACCAUUCAUUUUUUGCCAAGGUAGCCAGUACUGUUUUUAGGGUGCAUAAGUUUGGUGCUCAAAGCAGUUAUUUACUUGUGAUUUACUGAAAUCUUCCGCUCUCUGUGGUGUUCUCCGACCGAGUUCAGAUGUAUUCCUAAUACAAGGAAGAGGCCACCAAGUAGAAGGUUUGAAAUUCUCCUUAGAUGGAGAGUUAAGAUUUCAGGCAAAUUAUGAACAUUUUCCCUCCGUAUGCUGCAUGAGAAAUUUUGUAAAUGUGCAUUCUGGGGGGGGGGGGCAAAUCGAAAUAAUAUUUCAUUCAGUCCCUGCAAUUGUUGUUUUGUUCGACAUAGUGGACCACUGAUACAGUCGUGUUACUGCACGCACAUGUCCCCGUUAUGGGGACGGAGCCGAUCUGGAUGAGCUGGGACAUGCAAGUUUUUGCGGUACUGCGUUACUUGCGUGGAUCACCGCGUAGAAACAAUUUUACAAAUAAACUACUUUCUGCUAUGUGUUUUUGGAGGGCUGGGAUGGAUUAAGCCACUUGUAGAACUCCAAAAAGUUCUUUCGGCCGUAUGAAUGAGGGUGGAUUCUGGCUGUCGUGACGUCUCAGUUCCAUACUACCACAUGUUUUACUGAGAGCUAGGAAAGCAAAUCAUUCUCAACCUCUUGGUUUCAAGUUUCGCCCGUGAAAAUGGCUUUUUAAACAAAGCAAGUUCAGGAUGGUAACAUGGGAGCAGAUUUUUAGUGGGGAGGUGCAGAAUCGUGGGGGAAAACGACUAACUUCAUUUGCACAAAAGAUGGGCGUUUCGUUGCCAAAGCACAUUUCAAACGACGUAGCCGCCGGCAUUAUAUAUGUGUGUUGAUUGUGCAAUUAUUUUUCAACAAUUCAUGAUGGAUGAUUAGCUUGGUAUCUCACCAUACACCCAAUAUAACCUUCAUAAGCCAGAGACCUUCUCUUGAUCCCACGACUAAUUUACUGUCUACGACGACGAUGACGCUUAGAGUUAGAGAAAAGAACUCAUUUCUCACCACCGGUAGCGACCUCGUUCAAAAAAUGACCUUAAUGAUGCCGCAUAAGCAAAGACUCAGGUCAACUGACGCAUUUCAUGCGGAACCAACUUUUUGGCACUUAAAAUGCACCUCCGUCCAACAUAAAAAUGUCCAGCUGUUUUUCCGAUCGCAAUGAAAUAACUGUCUCAAACAGUUGCACUCCCUUCCUUUGGAGUAAAUCAUUUCGGUUGCCGAUUCUCCCCUUAACAACAAGGAAAGACAACUUUUCACAAAUUCUCGCAUUAAAGUUAUCGGGAAGGUAAAUUGUUCGGAACGAUUUUUUGCCGUUCGAGCAUUUAUAAAUGUAAGAAUUUCUUAAAAUCAAACAGGUCUUGUGAGCUCUCUAACUGGCUCAGACAUAGGUUCAGCUUUGCGGGAAUCCUUGACAACAAUUUUAACAGAAACCGAAUGAAAAAUAUAUGAUUUAAAUAUGAAUAGCAUGCCCACUAAUAUCCACAAUUAGUAAUUUUAUAGAUCCUGUUGAAUGUUUUUAGUUCAAAAUCUGGAUGAACUUAUGAUCCAGUUUGACCCACCAGUCCGGCAGUAGGAAAUUUGGGUGUUGUAUAGGCAGUGGGUGAUGUUUUAGACAUGUUCAUGUCGAUACGCAGGUGACUAAACUGACUACUACGAGGUCUGGAAUCACAAUCAAUUUUAAAAUAAUUUGAGAGCCUUCAUGGGGCAGCCGUCUAUACAAGCGUUCGUCUGUCAGUUUCCUAGGGUUCCAAAGACAUCAGUCCUGUAAGUACGCUGAGUAGUACAGUGGGUUCGGGGAUGUGGAUGUCCGAAAUACUUUGAUACCUGCGGCCUAAGCAGUUUUGCGUAACUGCCUGACCGUUGGCAGACUCUGUGGAUAAGUCAGACAGAUUACGCGCUGCCUACACUCGCCAAUCGUCACCGUGGUAAAGGGUGACGCCAACUGCAGUCAAACAGGGUCGCAGGACUCCCAUACAAUCCGCGUGAUGUGGGGGGUGUAUUGCGUGGCCCGUGGGCCCUAUCACUCGAACCGGAUGGACACAUUCGUUGCUUUAAACGCUAGACGACAAUUUUUUUAUCGCCCCAGGGCUUACAUCAUCAUUAUUUUUAUGUACGAAUGUUUUAGCACUGAGUGGAUAGGGCGAAAAACAAUGCUUAUUUUACGAAAUGUGAGUGCUAACAACUGUGAAAUAGCUUCCGAUAUGUAUUAGUCUAAACGUGAUAAUGAAUGCCAUUUUUAGUCAUUGUUGCUAAUUAUUGAUCUGAAUUGUACCUCAGGUAAAAACCGCAAUCCAUCAUCUGAAAGUUAAACUUCCCACGUGUUCUCAUCUGCCACCUAUUCAAGUGCAAAAUGUCAUCUGCAAUGAGGCAUCGGUGAGUGCAAGCAUUACGAGAUUUUCCUUUUCCAUCGUCUUUUUUAAUUUCGUUUCGCUAGACAGGGAAAGUUAUUCGUAUCUUGUUGACAAUAUCCACUUUUCCAAAAACAGUUAAAAGAAAAUAAGGCGUUCGCCGGGAGAGGUCUGAUGUUCCCAGUAGUUGUUUCGCCUACCCCUCUUCAGAGACUGGGAAGUCAUGCGCACAGCUCUGCUUAUAAGGUGCACUUUGUUUGAUGCGUGGCCCGCCAAUGGCGCCUGUGUGGCUGCAUCCGACCCGCAUGUCACCGUGACCAGAACCCCCCCGCCCCCGUCGGCCGCGGAGAUAGUUGACGGCCCUGAUUGUCCCGCGCCGUGACUGUCCACCAUUAACAAAGGUUCGUAACGUCAGAUAGGGGGGGGGGGGGAGAGGUAAAUUGAGGUGGCGGUUGACAGAGCAGUCGGUGGACAUCUUGGUUUCUUGAACCUGCCUUGACGUCUGAUCCUCGCCCCAGCCCACAAUCUCAACGGCUUCAAAGUUGAAGAUGUGUCCCAGUUGCGCGGCAUGGGUUGCUACCUCCGACUUUGGGUUCAAUCUUCGCACGGCCAACUUAUGCCCGUGCAUUCGCGUUUGCAGCCGUCGGCCGGUUUCCCCAACGUAGUUGCGCUUCCCUCAGCUGCACUGAAGUCGGUACACAACAGCCGACAUCUCCUGUUUAGGGAUCGAGUCUUUAGGCCGCAUCACUUUCCGGCAGAUUAUUGACUCGGGCCUGUGGGCAACGCCUAUUCCGAGCGGCGCGAGGGAUCUAGCCACGGUUUCGGGGACCCCUUUCAUGUACGGAAUGCCCCGACACAUUUUUGGCUGACCAUGUUCUUCAUUCUGCUUCCUUGAUUGCCUUCGGCCCCGUUCAACGAAUGCUCGUGGAUACCUGUUGGCUCUGAAGAGUUCUUGAAGGAGCUUCAUCUCGUCAAGUUUGGCGGCUGUCGUGCUGCAAUGUGUUUCCACCCGUCGGUAUAGCGUGCUUACACAGCUUCGUUUGUGUUACAGUGGGUGGUUGCUGUUGUGAUUGAGCAUUUGCAGCGUGUUCGUCGGUCUUCUGUAGACGGACGUCGCCAGUUCUCCGUCUGGUUGACGGCAGACGAGAACAUCCAAGAAUGGAAGUUUGCUCUCCACUGCCUUUUUCAACGUGAACUGUAGAUCGGGAAUGAUUGAGUUCAGCAGCUCUUCAUAGUAGUCAAUUUUGUCCUGAUCGAUAGAUCCAGCCACGGCUUCAUGUACGGAAUGCUUCGCCACGAUUUUGGCUAUGUUCUUCGUUCCGGCUGCGUUCAACGAAUGCUCGUGGAUAGCCGUUGUCUCUGAAGAGUUCUUGAAGGAGCUUCAUCUCGUCCAGUUUGGCGGCUGGAGUGUUGCAAUGAGUUUCCACCCGUCGGUGUAGCCUGCUUACAGUGCUUCGUUCGUGUUGCAGUGGGUGGUUGCUGUUGUGACUGAGCAUUUGCAGGGUAUUCGUCGGUUUUCUGUAGAGUGUUCAAAACACAUCUUCCAUAGAUUUAUUGCCUCCUUGAACAUCUUCCUAACACGCAACGUGAUCCAAGUUCCCGACCUAGGAAGCGCGGAGUCAACAAAUGGUGGAACACCACAUAGGUCACUUAUUUACUUCUGGGUCCAUGUGCCUGAUGCCGGACUCAUAAACCGGUUUAAAAACGCAGAAAAUCAACCGAGUGCUGCAAUAGUCGAAUUGACCUUUUUACAGUGCGUGACCUAUCUCAUGAAAUGUUGGCUAAAAUUCUGAAAUGCGUUUUCCAUUGUGAAGGAUUACUUGGUCGCGGUUGUAAUACUGAUUAUUUUAAGGCAUACUCUUAUAACAUUUUAGGCUCUACAGGAUGUCGGCUUUAAAAUGCACUUCUUUUCAAUCUCCUGUAGAAAGCGUGCUCGGUAAAAAAUGACUACUUAAGCAACAUGCAUUUUUCCCAUUGAUUUUCGAUGGUUUUGAAAAUUCGAAUAUACCUUAUAGAAGCCACAAACAAAAAUGUGCUUUCUUUUAGUCAAUCAAUAGAGAAUCACGUCUUCUUUAUAUUUUAUACUUAAGGAAGGAGUAUAAUUAGGUUUUAAAAAAGUUUCUAAUUAUGAGACUUUUUAAGACCGCGAUAUGUCCAUUCACAUAUCAUCGUACCUGGCCGUAUACCACUGCCCCUCAUGAAAUGUACAACAUGGUCCGCAUCCAUUGCAAAAUUUUAUGGACCCUGUAAAAUAUCUCUUUAAUGACAUAGAAAAAUAUGGGAUUUUCUUUACGCGGAACGCAUGCACCUUGUAGAGUGUAAUCACUAAGCGCUAAUGCAGCGAAUGAUCAGGCUCCAAAUUUUUUGGCAAUUAGAAAAGUUUUUAAAACUUAAUUAUACUCCUUUCUUAAGUAUAAAAUAUAAAGAAGACGUGAUUCUCUAUUGAGUAACUAAAAGAAAGCAUAUUUUUAUUUGUGGUUUCUAUAAAAUAUAUUUGAAUUUCCAAGGCCAUCGAAAAUCAAUGGGAAAAAUGCAUGCUACUUAAGUAUGCAUUCUUUACCAAGUACAGGUUCUACAGGAAGUUGAAACGAAGUGCAAUUUAAAGGAGACAUCCUGCCGAGCCUAAAAUGUUAUAAGAGUAUGCCUUAAGAUAAUCAGUAUUACAACCGCGGCCAAGUAAUCCUUCCCAAUCGAAAACGCAUUUCAGAAUUUCAGCCAACAUUUCAUGAGAUAGGUCACGCACUGUACUUCCAAAUAUACGCAGUUGAUGUGCUAACUCAUGAAAUGUUAACUGAGUGGAUCAUCUGUGCUGUCGUAUGCACAUGCCUGUGCUUCUGAUCCCGUUUAUGAUGAGACUUAUGGUUGACUGGAUGAAGGUACAGUAGACCAGAAACAAUGUCCGCAUCCCUUUCCUUACCCUGCCUGCUGGCCACAGUAUAUUCUCAGUUUAUAAUUCCUGUCUGCGACUCUUGCUACUUGCUUAUGCUUUUUGAUUUUUCCAUACUUAAGGCAGACCAACUCAACAGCCGCAUUGGCUUAAGAUGACUUAUCGCAAAAAUGUGCAUGUUCGCCAAUCUGCAUCGUGGAGACUUCAAUUAAAAUGAGUCCGAAUGUAAUUGGGCCUCGUGCAGCCCUCGGUUAGUCUUUCUGUCUACAAGCAGCGUUGCUUUGUGUCCGCGAACUGGAGUUUAUCGCUCCCCCCAAAGUCUGAGGUUGACUAAUUGUGUGAAGGGUCAGUUUGGGCUUAUUCUCCCUUCAGCUGCGCUGAUGUUGGGCUGGACAGAAGCGGGGACUACAUUGGCUCACGCAAAAGUGCGGGAAUCUGCGCGCGUUUUUAGUGCUUUCAUUACAUAAAGGAAGCGGGUUAAGAUCUGUCGCAGUGGCCUGAAUUCGAGAAGCCGGAGUUUAGGGGCCGCCCGAAUAUGGGUCUUCUUGUUGCACUCUUUACACUAUCGUGGUCUGAUUUCAAAAGAAAUACCUACUUCUUGAAAUAAAGUACCAAGUAAGGUUGUCUGCGUAUAACCUCACCUAAGCCAUGCAACCGGAACUGUAAUAGUGUAGCCCAGGUCACAUGUUCUUCUUCCUGCAAGUGUUUGAAAAAAAAUUCAAACACAUCUUUUGUCGAUCUGUUGCCUUCCUAAACAUCUUACUGUCUAUUUUAAACGUAGCGAUCUUCCUACCACGCAACGCGCUCCAAGUUCCCGACCUAGGAAACGCGAGGCCAACAAAUGGAGGAACACUGCAUAGGUCAUUUAUUUACUGCUGCGUCCAUGUGCUAGAUGCUGGACUCUUAAAUCGGUUCGAAAAUGCAGACAAGUGAACCAAAUGUUGCAAUAGUCGAAUUGACCUUUCUACUUCCAAAUAUAUAAACUCAUGAAAUGUUAACUGAAAUUAUGAAAUGCUUUUUCAACUCGAAAUUAUCACUUAAGUAGGAUUGUAAUAUUUAUCACAAUGAAGCAUAAUUCCAUAAUAAUUCAGUUAUUACAAGAUACCGACUUUUGAACGAACUCCUUUCAGGCCGCCUGCAAAAACUUCUAUCUGCGAAAAAUGACUCUUAAGCAGUACGAGUUUUUCUCAUUGAUUGUAGGUGCCUUUAUAAAUUUGAAUGUAUUUCCUAGAAAAGAAGCAUAAAAAUGCUCAGUCUUUUAUUCAAUUGGUAGGAAAUUACGCUUUUUUUCAAAUUUAAUGCUUGAAGGAAGGGUAUCAUUCGGUUUCGAAAUAAUUAUUCAGUUUCCGAAUAAUUUAAACCCGACCUGUCGUUACACUUGAAUUUAAGGUUCUCAAACUACAAGCUGUAUAUUGUGCCUAUAUGGAAAAUCACACAUUUCUAUACUCUGUUAAAGGAGACCAAAUGGGUUUCAUAAAAUUUACUGGUGGGUUUGAGCCAUAUUGCAAACUUUUCAGGCAACGUUAGCGAAUGCGGAGACACGAUGUCUUAUGAACGGGCAUUUCACGGUCUGCGAAAAUCACACAAUUAUAAACUUUCGUAAAACCAAAUUUUACCCUUCCUUCAGGCGUGAAAUUUGAAGAAAACAAUUUUCAACCAACUGAGCAAAUGAAUGAAUAUUUUUUUGCAUGUUUUCUAUUAAAUAUAUUUGGACUCAUAAGGACAUCAUAAAAUCAAUGAGAAAAAUUCACACUGCUUCUACUGCCAUUUUUACAGAGUGUACUUCUUGCACGCGGUCAGAAAGGAGUUCGUUGAGAAGCCUUCAUUCUAUAAUAACCGAAUUAUUAUUGGAUUAUGCAGCACGGUGAUUAAUAUUACAACUCUACUUAAGUUAUCUUUUCGAGUCGAAAACGCAUUUCGGAAUUUCUGCUAACAUUUCAUGAAUUAGCACAUAAACUCUAUCUGGGAGUCACAUCUUCACCCACAUUGCUGACAAAAAGCUACGUACUGGAGACGUCUUUUUAGCACGAAGCACAUCGGUCGGAAAUGUGUGACAGUCGUUACUUUUUGCCAAGUUACCUCUUUUUAGCGUGUCCUUUAUGACACUCCCAAACAUCUGAGAUCCGAACCGCUCUCAUUGUAGCGGUUCAGGUUCUGGGUGUGGCAUGCGUAAGCGGACGAUUUAAAUACUUCGGCAAUAAACUUCCUUCUAUAUCCGGUUAUUUUGGUACUGUCCCGUACUCGGAACAUGGUUGGUGGUUGAGGAUAAUGUGGUGGAUGAAGCGUAAAUUUGUUUCACUAUAAAUUAAUUUAUGCUCAAGUCGUCUCUGCUAGGUACACCACAUGGGACAGUGGUGGGCAGUGUUGACAAUUUGGAGGUGGAAAUUUCGUGUGUUGACAAGGCAAUUCACGAAGUCGAGCAGAAAACUAACAGUCUUUUGGUAACUACUUGUCAGACUGGUUUGUUAACGCCCCCUCCCAGCUUAGGUUAAGUUAAUUUUUCAUCUUGGUGAGUUAAAAAACACAGCCUCCAUUUCUUUCGGUUAGUCGGCUUUACGAGUCCCAUCCUAAGAAGUAAAGUUUUUUUUAUAAAAACAAAGCAAAUCAACCACAUGAUGGUCCUGAACCACCGACGGAUUGCUCAACUGGUUGGCAAUUUGAAGAUGGAAACGGCAGUCGCAACCUACCGUUUGCAGUCGGAGUGGGAGGAAUAUUACAAAACCUGGCAGCAGUCAAACACAACAAAGCUGAUUGAGCAGUUUAAGUGAGUCUCAUCUGGCAAUUUGACUUCGUUUUCUUUUUACUACUGGUGAUGACAUCUGUCGCAAUUUUAACAAGGCAGUAAUGUAGAGGGUCUCUGCGGAUACCAUGGUGCGAUACAAAAUAAGAGCGAGUCACAAUAGUCUGUACAAGGCAAAGGCGACGAAACAUGCAGAAUUUAUUGACGCCUUUGCCUUGUUUAAAAUUCUUCCGGGAAAGCAAUGCCUCAACUUACAAUAGGUUGUGUAUGAGAAGCCGCUAAUAAAGUCCUGUACUGUUUAAUUUAUUUCGAAGAAGAAAGAGUCCUUUGGGAAAAUGAACAAACUUAAUUUCGUAAAUUUUCGAGUCUGGUUCCCCAGCUCGUCUUCAGACGUGUAGUAAGUGUGAAGAAACAAUCAAAAUUUAAACAAUGCCCAAAAAAUCGAUAUUGCUCUGUCAUGGCUGAGGAUGGGUUAAUGCUGCGGGCUGAUGCCGCGUCUUGAUUGGCUAUUACUUUUUCCAUUUUUCUUUGAGAUUUGUGUACAUGGUAUCAAGAUCAAUGCGUCGAGUGAUGCAUGAAUCACCAGAGUGAAUGGCCUCUAAGAAUUCUCGGCCUUUCUUUUAUGGGCAGGAACCGACAAUGCGUGUUUUAUCCCAAGCGAAUUUGUGCCCAGUUUCAAAGUAUGCAUGGCGACUUAGGAUAAGUGGUCCCGCCUCUUCACUGUCAAUUGGUGUUCAUGGAGGCGUGUAGAGGCGGAUUUUUCGGUUUGACCACAAUACACUGCAUUACAAGUGCCACAUGGAAUCUUAUAGACUACUUCUUUUUAUCCAAAUAGCCAACCCUAUCCUUAGGGUGUGCAGGCUGAUUUCGUAGCGUGGUAGUCGGUUUGCAUCCUGGCACGCGUGAUAGCGGAAAGGGAAGAUACAAAUGAAUUCCCAAUGCACAAAAGUUCGAAUCUGAGAAAAAUGAAGUGCUCACCGGAUCGAGGGACUUGUUUGGCUGACGUUUCGAAGAGCUGGGGCGGCUCUCCGAGGCUGUUUCACGACUGCUACAACCCACCAGGGUAGGCAUUGCCCAUCGACCCUAGGCAGCAAUUCGUCGCCGUUUGAUGCAACCCAAAGACAUACUGCCACCCACUGAAUCCUCAGCAGUUUUCUUUCAAAUACGUUGUAAUGCUGGAGACGGCAACUACAUUGGGGAAACCGGACGGAAAUUGCAAACCCGCCUAAAUGAGCACAAACUGGCAACUCAGAGACUAGACCCAAACUCACAGCUUGCGGCUCACAUCGGGGAAACUGGCCACAGUUUUUAUUUUCAAGGAGCAGCCGCCUUAGGCAGGGGCACCUCAAGGACAGGGCGUAUUACACUUGAAGCUUGAUACACAGAUGCCAAGUCCAUUAACAGGCAUCUAGACCUCCCUUCGGCCUAUAAAGCCUUACGUCACUACAUACGCCGUGACGAAGACAAGACAGUCAUACGGAGCCUAACACUACUGAGCAAACACGACCUGUCGACCACUUCACCCAAAAGGGGGACGCAAACGCAACUAACCCCAAUUGAGGUGACGGCACACAAUACAGGAGGCCACCAACACUCACAAGCGGCGGCCAGUAGGCCAAGGCAGCGGAAGAAGAAAAAAAUCGAUCAGCCCAAGGCCAACUGAUUCGGCUGUCUAUUCAAAAUUCUGAUCGAUUUUUUCACUAGACGCUUUGAUAAUGGAGAGCGGCCCCAGCUCUUCGAAACGUCAGUCAAACAAGUCCCUCGAUCCGGUGAGCACUUCAUUUUCCUCAGAUUAUAAACCUGGAUCUCUUACUUUUGCUAACUUGAGCAAAAGUUAGAAUGGCAAAAAUCAUAUCGGAUCGAAAACAAGGGUAGUGGUGAUAGCAGACAUCGUUCGUAAGGAUUUGACUAAAGAGCUGUCUGACGGUCGCAAACGUCAGCGAACGCAUCUCGUAGAGCAAGGUUAGGCUGGAGAGGAGAAACCCGCCCAGGGUUGAUUUCAACCUAUCAUAUUUAAGGCUGGUCCGAAGUUAAGAGGCCAGCAUAGGAAAGAUUGUUGGGUAACACCAGCGCAUAUGUUCGUCAGGUUAUAUUCUAAUAUUUGGCUUUUCCUUGCCAAUGAAAUGACCGUCAGGAAUGGGGGCACAGCGAUCUAUUGACUUCCCGAAGCAAACAAGCUCCGUGUGGCUGGCAAAGGUCACGAACAGACAACCAACUUCCAGACUGCAGUCGGUCAGGUCAUAAUAACAGCAAGGAGGCACAACAGAAUAUGCGAGCAGAUUAAUAUAAUACCGUUUCGGAUUUAUUUGGCCUUCAUUCAACCAAUCAUAACCCUGACCAGCAGCCGGAACCAGAAACACAGACAUGCGCACAGACGCACCUAGCGCAGUUGGUCCACCACUGUGGCCUACCAGAUGGAUCAUAAGCACUUCAUCGAACCGAAGUUCAUCAGUGUCUCGCCACCUGUCAUUCUCUUUCGCUGCAGAUCGGGUAUUUAUUCAAUCAGUAAUGGGCGCACACCAAUCUAUUGGCUUCACGAAACAAACAAGCCCCGUAUGGGUGGCAAAGGUCACGAACAGGCAACCAAUUAGCAGGCCGAAGUCGGCCAAGUCAUAAUGGCAGCGAGGAGUGACGACAGAGAAUGCGGUGCUUAGGACCUGACGCAGUCGGUUCAACCCUGGGGUCAUAAGCACUUCAUCGAACCGAAGUUCAAGCGUGCCUCACCAUCUGUCGUUCUCCGUCGCUGCGAUUAUGAAUUGACCGACUUCGGCCUGGUAGUUGGUUGCCUGUCCGUGACCUAUAUAGAGCACCCAUAUAGAGCUUGUUUGCUUCUGGAGGUCAAUAGAUCGGUGUGCGCCCAUUCCUGAUAGAAUAGAUACCCGAUCUGCAGCGACAGAGAAUGACAGGUGGCGAGGCACUGAUGAACUUCGGUUCGAUGAAGUGCUUAUGACCCAUCUGGUAGACCCAGCAGUGGACCAACCACACGAGCUGUGUCUCUGCGCAUGUUUGUGUUUCUGGUCCCACAUGCUAGUCAGGAUUAUGAUUGGCUGAUUAAAGCCAAAAUAAGUCCGAAACAAUACUGUAUCAAUCUAUCCUCAUUCUUUGUUGUAUCUCCUCGCUGCUGAAAUGACCGUCAUUUCUAGAAAGAAAGGAUUUCAUGAAAAGGUUUAUUGCCAUCUUUUGCUGACACCUCUGUCUACGUCACCCAAAAAGCGAUAUAAGUAUACUGUCUGGUGGUAUUGAUGAGAUAUCGUAUCAUAAUCAUUUGCCAGUGGAUUUUUAACAAUCGAUAAAACGACAACGAAGGCAAGUCUACGCUCGAUACGACCCGUCAAUCGCACGGGCAACCUCUUAAUAUAUCGAUCCCACUUUUACUGGUAGUGCGAACCAAUCGAUACCUACUUCUAUUGAAUUUGGUGUUCAGUGCGUCAUCUCUCAAGUUACGAUUUACUUGUCAAACCUGUUAACGUAGCCAGCUUUAAGCAAUGAGAGUCAAAACUGGUUACAACCUACUUGUGCACAAGAAGAAAUCCUACAGAAAUGUUUAUUUCCUCGACAAAGGAUACCAGAACACAUAAAACCUUGCAUGACUUGCUCUUAUUCGGGCUGCAAUAAACAAAAUAGUCUUGGUUAUGUAUGCAAUACGGUCUUGCCUACAUGAAGUCAGUUAAAUUUUUCUACGGAAGUAAUCCAGCCAAAGUCGCGUUUAAAAUUAGCAGCCGGUACUUUAUGGUCGGCGUUUAUUAUAGCCUAACUUAAACCUGUACUCCUUGAGUACGUUAGAAACUGACUUAGGCUAUUCCGAACAGAACUCUAUAUCCCCCGAAACUCAUUUUUUGCUAGAUUUAACGGAGUUUUUGGGUGCCAAAAUUUUCUUUUCAGAGACUCAGCACAAAAACAGAUCGACGUUUGUCCAGCAUCUGUCCAGGCUCUUGUGUUGCAGCUGUCCGAAGAAUUUGCCAAAAUUCUGAUGAGCCGGGAUCAUAUCCUACAAGAUUUUCGGUACGCAAAUGUCUCAUUUCAGUAAAUGACUGUAAGAUUUAAUGUUUGCCAUGAACAUUUCAAUGAAGCUUGCUCCUGCUUGCAGAACGAAUUUUCGUCUCUUCGCUGAAGCACCAGAGAAAACUGAGGCUUGCCUAAGGGAUCUUCAAAACCUUCAGGAAAGACUAGGUACAUUGAGUUUGCUUCAUGCUUUCUCGAAAUCUUACGAAUCCGUACAAAUUAAGUUUGUUUUCUUAGGUCAUUCUGCAAAAGUGGUCACUUCACUUUCAGCCAGGCGUGUCCUUUAUAUGUUCCCUUAAAGUCGAAAUACACCAUAAAUUACUUCGUUUUUGCCCAAUAACCGAAGAUAUAUAAAUCAAAGUGACGUUAUUUUUAGUGGCGAUCUUUCCCGAAUAUCUGGAGAGGAUAUUCAAAGCGUUUGCAGAAGAGUUGGACAAAAUUCGACAUGAGCUCCAAAUGUUAAGGGUGAGUUUUGCAUGCACAGAAGACUUGGGAAGUUUCUCAUUGAUAAUUGAAAAUAAGGCGUCCUCAGUAUAAAGAGGAUAAAUAUGAAGUAAUUACUGAGGUAGAAAAACGUUAAAAUAAUAAGAACUAUUUACCCGUCCGAUAACCCGUGGAAACCGACAAAUUUCUAGAAGAUCAAGCUUGUCUUUUGCGUCAGCCGUAUCCGUUGCGUACAUAAAUAAAAAGUCGAGUAUCACUUCGACGUCUGCCUAUCACAAUGACAAUCCAGAGUUCUGAAUUUUGAGUGGGCUGGCCGUAUGAGGUUAUUUCUUUUAGUAUGUUCGUUACCGAAUCUCCUUGGAAUCAUACUUGGCGCUCCCCAUAGUGCUGUUCUGUGUUAUGUCGUAAAUUUUGAGUAAAUUACGUCGUUGGAUGCAGUAUAAGAGGCAACGUUCGGGGUGAAACUUUAAGCAUAUCCUAUUUGUUCUGUUUUUGCUCAGGCGUAUUAUUGAUGGCAAAAAAAGGCAACUCGAAAAUGAAACUCUUGCCAUCUUCUCAUUGGUCGUCCAUGUUACUGCGGUUGAGAACUGGUUACCCUAACCCCUAACUCUAAUCCCUAACCCAUAACCGUAACCCCUAACCCAAACUGCUAACCCCAACCCCAACAUUAUAGUGUCCAUCAGGUGGAGCUAACCUUGUUUCCUUCAUUUACUUUUAGGAAACCCUACUGGAUGAGAAAUUCGUUGAGGAUGAGGAAUCUCUUGAGCAACUGGUCAGUGAACUAGGUCAAACAGUAAUUGAACAAUUAAAAAUGAGAGCAGAGGGCUCACUCGCCUACCUUGAAGUAAGCACUUUGACUAUGCAUCAUAUAGUUAAAUCAGUGUAGAGCCCCUUAUAUGAUCUCGACUCUUGGGUGCAUUUUUUCCUAAAUGUUUUCUUUACACGCAGACAAAUAAAAAGUACUCAGGCUCUCGGGGCAGUUAGUCACUGCGUCAUGCGUCAUAAGGUGCUUUCCCUUCGUCGUAUUUUGUUAAAACGCAUAACAGGCUUCAGCUCAGCAUAAUUUCCAUUUGGUAGAUUAAUCAGAUGCCUAGAGUUUAUGAAGAUCAUAAGCGGAAAAUGCCCGUGAUUCCUUAGCUGGUAGGAUACAGUGCGCGACCAAUCCCAUGAAAUGUUGGCCAAAAUUCCGGAAUGCGUUUCCGGUUAGGAAGGAUUACUUAAGUGGAGUUGUUAUACUGAUUAUCUUGCGGCAUAAUCCUAUAUUAUUUCCGACUCGGCAGAAUGUCGGCUUUUGUAUGCACUUCUUUUUGACCUCCUGCAGAAACUACACUCGGUAUAAAAUGACUACUUAAGUAGCAUGCAUUUUUCUUAUUUAUUUUCGAUGGUGUUAUAAAUUCAAAUAUACUUUAUAGAGAACAUGCACAUGAAUCUGUUUUCUUUUGCUCAUUUAGUUGGAAAUCACAUUGUCUUCAUAUUUUAUAUCCGACGAGGGUGUAUCUUUUGGUUUUUAAAAAAGUGUCUAAUCAUGAAAUUUUUAAUACCGUGCUAUGUCCAUGAAUUCAAGACUGCACUUAUCCGUUUACUGAUGCUCCUCAUGAAAUUUACAACAAAGUCCGAAUCCAUUGCAAAUUUCAUGAACUCUACAUGCUAUCUUCUUAAAGACAUAGAGGAAUAUGUGAUUUUCCUUACGCGGAAAGCAUGCGUCUUGUAGACUGAAAUUGCUAAACGUUGAUGCAAUGGCAGAUCAGGCUGGAAGUUAUCCGGGAAUCGGGAAACUUUUUUAAAGCCAAAAUAUACACUUUCUUCCUGAAAUAUCGGCUAGACAGAAUUUCUUCCGGAAAUGCACGUGUUUCCUUGGAUACCUGCCUGAAAUACUGUGGAACCGACUGCAAAUCAAUGAAGUGGAUGCGGGAUUCUCUAAGCGGGCUGUCACAUUUGAGGAGUAUAUUUGGACAUAUGCGAGAGGGGUUGAAAAGGCCUCUUUUUAAUUCUUCCUCGUAAGCCAGUCUGGGAUGUCACCCUUCUGUUAUUUAGAAUUAAGUUGGAUGGUCUAAAACUAAGUCGCAUGUCCGCAUGCCAUCGGUGUUUACGAACUGUAGUCCAGAUUAUGUGGCUGUGGGGUUGGCCGCGGCUAGAGAUAGUCAGGUGUGUAGGGCGCGUUAAGUGCUGUCGCAGUCUGAGACCACGUCUGUUGAUAGGAUUUAGAAGCCGCUUCUCAACUGUGCACCUUCAUACCUCUUCUUUCGAAACCAGUUUUCAAAAGCAAAAAAUGCACACUCUUGUACUUUUGAGCCUUGGGCUACCCGUCUUCCUUCGUUACGUGUCUAUCUCUGCGGACUACCGUAAACACUCGGAGAGUCAGUCUCUGAAGCUUCGUCAGCGUUUUUGGUUAAUGCCGGUUUCUCAUAUAGACACCAACAAGUUCUCGGACUCUGAACGAGACGCUGAUCUGUUCAAACUGUGCUCUAUUUACAUUCCGCCAGAUGUAGUUAUGGUUUCAGGUGACAUUACUGAUGCGACACUUCAGAACCGAGCUGGUUCAGUGCAGUUCUCCGAAAAGUGGGCAGUUUACAACGACAUUAUUAGAAAAUCCAGCGUUAUUUAUUAUACAAAGUGACUGGAUAUGCGUGGUAAUCACGAUGAUUUCGAUAUCUCAUCCCCCGGCCGUGCGGAUCAUUUCUACAGGCAGUACUCUCUUCAGGAUUGCAACUUCCCACAGUCCUAUAUGAUAAAUCAUCGGAAACCCUAGGGGACUUACUCCUUUGCUGGUCUUGAUGCCUGCUCCUCACCUGGCUCCAAAAGACCAUUGAAUCUUUUCGGUGUCAUUUUUACGGAUCUGGCCCAAACGCUGACAGUAUUCCCCCCAAAGGCAUCAACCAGUAAUCAGACCUUCUGGUUUGGCCACUACCCCAAUUGCGCAUGUCUGUGGUCAUCUUCACACGCUGAUGAGGACGGUGCCAUACAGCCCGAGGGUUUCUCUGAACUCGAGUUGGUUGAUUGGCGUGACUCCAGAUUCUUCCGUAUUCUUGCUGUCGACAAUGAUUUAGUGUCCUUUGUUGACGUCCCAGUGACUCCAAGGACUGGGCCCCCGUUAUCAUCAACAAUCCCGAAGACGCUGCCUUUAUUUUGCCCAACGAAGAACGAACGGAUCUUAUUCAGCGCUCGACUCGUAUCAGAGUCCUCGCAUGGUACAUAUGGUCGCUCAAGAGAAUCUCGACGGGGACUACCAGGGUGAUGCUCAGCCGUCCUCCAGUCCAUCCUCCACCUCGACGGCAAACUCGAACCCCCCCCCUCUUCGUUUUGUCCUGGAAGCCCAGCUACCGGGCAUCUCGGCAGCCACCAUCCGCUGAGUCCUCCCACUUUAUCGAGGCUGUUUGUAAGAACACGAAGGACACCGUGGAUGGAACACCUCGCUUGAACUUCCAGGGCCUGCAGUUUUGUCCUACACAGUGAUCAUUCAACAAAUCUGUGACUUGUCUUUUACCUACUUUGGGCCUUGCCAAUUUGUCUGCCCGGUUUCAGUCGACGCUCAGAUCUUAGUAUGCAGCCGUCCAUGAAGCAACCCAACUCCAACUACCUCUAAUAUGUGAAUGCUGCUAAAGCUGACUUUACGGGUGGGGCAAUCGGACACGUCACUGAGAUAGCUGUGAAAUUGCUGUGAAGAAAAUAAGUUAAUGAAAUGUGCAAAACACUUUGAAUGAGCUGAAAUUGAAGUGUCAAUGAUGAAAAUAUGGCAGCUAUCCGAUUAGCCAAUCGAAGGUGGCAACGCGUCGUCAAUGUCAUUGGGCAUGGUGUGCAGAGACACAUGAUGAAGAUUACACUGCUGAAAUACGGAUUUUUUGGGUAGGCGAGAUUAUGCGGAAAUAGCGCACUUGCACAUUGCUGAAACAGAAGCGGGCAGUCUUGUGCUCGAGUUUAGAGGUGUGGUUAGUCUCAGGGCUUGGGUUAGUGUGAGGGUUGGGCUGAGGAAUAGGGCAAGGGUUAGGGUCGCCCUCACUCCGGCCCAAACCGUAACAACAGCCCUAACACUAACCAUUAACCCUAACCCCAAGCCCCUAUACAUGACCACUAACCCUAACCCAUAACUCCUAACCGCAACGCCCUAACAUGAACUCCCAACCCUAACCCAUAACCCCUAAUGCUAACCCCAACCCCAAACAAUAACACCUCACCGUAACCCUUAACACUGACCCCUAACGCUAACCCUAACCCCUAACACUCCCCACUAACCCCUAACCCAGACAACUCGGUUAGAGGGAAACGACAGACACCGUCAACGUAAUUACGCCUACUCUGAGCAAAUCAGUAGCACAUAAGUAUUAUGUUCCGCAUGUGUGCCUGCACGAUCAGAUCUUACCUUGACUCUGCGGCAGCUCUCGGUUCUACAGUCGCAUCUCCAGAGACUGUGUGCGAAGAAUGCUGAGUGCUCCGAGUCCAGAACCUCAAAUUAAUUCUCAGGUUGUCAAGAAAAAGAAAACGUCCACAACAGAUGACAGUCUUCCGUCCCUUACUAGUCCUUUCAAAACGAACCUUCAUUAUCGCCUUUUAGAUUUCCUUUGGAUGGAUUGUUACAACAAACCAGAAACACUUUUUCGAUCCGAUGGCCAAAUUUAUCACGGAACUGACCCGACUUUGGCGGGUCUCCGGUCGCGAAAGCUUACGCCUUCAACAGACAGCCUUCAGGGAGGAGUUGACCACAAAACAACUAGCUAACAGAGAGAAAGUAGAUCAACUGGAGAUCCGUCUAGGGCAGGCAAUUGAUGAUCUACGUCGAGCAGACAACGAAGCCGAAGUGGACCAGCUGUUGGAAGAAGCGCUGAGCAUGUUGCAGGACAUUCAGUCACUGUAAGUUGGUAGUCGCCGUAAAGAUAGUUUUUUCCACAAAUGUCUGACGUUAUCUGAAUAGAGGAAUAUCCGACUGGAAGUCCGCUGCAAAUUGGAAAAGGUGUUAAACUGUCAGGCUAAAACAGUUUUAGGGGCUGUAAUUUACACCUUCCUCAAUUGCAAGACUUGGGGAAGACGUAAUUAGCAAAAAUUGAAUACAAGGGAGGAUAUUUCUUUGUAUACUUAUUAGUAAAUAUACUCGAAUUUAUAAGGGCGACAAAAAUCGAUGGGAAAAUGCAUAUUACUUAAGUAUUUACUUUUUUAUCGGGUCGUUUCCUCAGGCAACCGGGGGGGGGGAAUUAUUUAAAGACAACAUCAUGGCGGGCUGAAGUGUAGAAAUGGAUUGCCGCUUCUGGCUUAACGGCCGUCGUCAGCCGUCCAUACACAACCUCGGGUUCGAGCCCGCGACCUUUUAGUAAGAAGUCCAAGGCCAUAACCAUAGCUGGUUGACGACGGAUAAUGAGCCAAAAAUAGACAUUUCAGAUUCUUUUGUCUUUGUCGGCAUGCUAUUUCUGUGCAUAACACUACAGUAGGUGGGCUUACUCACGAAAUGCCAACCAAAAUUCCGAAAUGCGUUUUCAUUUCGAAAAGAUUAAUUUAAGGUGGUUGUAAAACCACUCAUCAUACAGCAUAAUCCUACAAUAAUCCAGUUAUCUCAGGAUGCCGGCUUUCGAAAGAAUUUCCUUCCGGCUGCGUGCAAAAACUAAAAUCUGUAAAAAAUGAGUAUUAAGUAGCAUGCAUUUUCUCAUUUAUUUCGAUGCCCUUAAGAAUUUAAAUAUAUUUCGUGGAAAAUAUGCAUAAAAAUAUUCAUUUCUUUGCUGAUUCGUGGAAAAUUACGUCUUCUACCAAUUUUUACUUGAAGCAAGUGUAUAAUUUGGUUUUCAAAAACUCUUCCGAUUCCCGAAUAAUUUCGGAUCCGACCGGCCUUUACACUUGCAUUCAGGUCUUCCAAACUACAAACCGUAUAUUUUCCGCGUACGGAAAACCAUACAUUUCUUUACAGUGUUAAAAGGAGGAAAUGUGGGGUUUAUAAAAGUAAACAGUAGACUUUAGCCGUAUUGUUAAUUUUAGAAGCUACAUUGGUUAAUGCAGAGACAUGACGUUUUAUGAAUGGUCAUCUCACGGUACUAAAUACUUUCACAAUAAGAAACCCUUUUUGAAACCGUGUUAUACCCUUUCUUUGAGUCGUAGUUUUCUACUAAAUGAGCAAAAGAAUAAAGAGUUUAUUAUUUUAUGCAUUAUUUUAUGCAUUUUUCAUGAUAUAUAGAACUGAAUUUCUAAGGACAUCGAAAAUCAAUGAUAAAAUGCACGCUACUUAAGUACUCCAUUUUUACAGAGUAUCGUUUUUGCGUGCAACCGGAAAGAAAUUCGUUCGAAAGCUGGCAUCUUGCGGUAACAAGAUAAUUAUAGAGUUAUGCUGCACGAUGACCAGUUUCACAACGCUACUUAACCAAUCUUUUCAAAACGAUAACGCAUUUCAGAAUUUCGAUUGACAUUUCAUGAGUUAGCCAACCUACUGUACUUCUAGAACUUUGUACUCGUUCUGCGGAGCUUGACAACCUAAAGGAGGCAUGACUUGAGACUUUUUAAAAAACCUGCAGGGUUUUGGGCACGAAAUUUCCUACCCGACAUAACAUUUGCCCGAGGAAAUUAUCAUCAUUCCAGAUCAGAGAAUACAAAGUCACGGUAGGAAGUACCUGCGGGAGUUUAUUGAGGACUAUGAUUGGCGAUUGCUACUUGACAAGGAUGCCCACAGGACUGACUGACAGUGUAAUGCGACACCAUUUAACCAUAACCGACUAAUUAAGGCAAAAUUCAGUUUCCACUGCGUCAGUGCAGAGUUCAACGCCUUAAAUCUUUUGUCUUUAGACGUGAACAACAUCAAAAGUCAGUCUUGGACUUCCUCAGUCAGUAUCCAGCACAGGUGGCUAAAGUGCUGUUGCAAUUCCACAAGGACGUCUGUCAGUUCUUUGGAGUUCGUCGGUGCAGCCAAGCUGAGGUUCCGAUCAAAUUGCAGAAGAACUUGGUGAGUCCUGGCAGCAACUGUCAAAAGCAUACUUGUCUGGUGGGGGACGCUCACCGGUUGUUCUUACGGAACUCACUCGUUCCGUUGUGCCUUACGGGCUCUCUCUCGAGCCCAACCAGCGGCCGCACAGCGGCGCAUGAUAAAGGCAGUAUGCUAUUACAGACAAAGACAAGGGAAACUGGAAUGGCCAUUUCUGGCUUAUUAGCCGUCGUCAGCCAUUCAUACCCUUGCCUUUGUCGGUAAUAUAAUCCUGCCUAUAUGUCCUGCGCCGCUGUGCGGCUGCUGGUUGGGCUCGAGAGAGAACCCGUAACGCACAACGGAACGAGUGAGUUCCGUAAGAACGUUCGGUGAGCGCCCUCUACCAUUGUAUAUUCCAGAUCGAAAUGGACAGGGCAACAGGCUCGUGGCUCAGCGGGUAGAAGCUUGGACUUCUAACUAACAGGUCGCGAGUUCAAGCCUCGGGUGUUCCACAAUUCGGGGUUGGAUAUGACUGGCUGACGACGGCUAAUAAGUCAGAAAUGGCCAUUCCAGUCUCCCUUGUCUUUGUCGGUAAUAACAUACUGCGUACUUGUCUUUUUGCGAAGAGGCCUUCACCCUGAGGCGCUUUGGCGAGCAGAAUUUGUCGAAUGUCCUGAUGCCACCCCAAUAUACGAAUCAUGCUAAGCUACGCUCAACUGCCGCGCCAGUAGGGCACUUGAAACCACCGGCGGCCGUAGAUCGAAAAGAGGACAGGCGGGGGGAGUUCCUCUUUUUGAGUCAAGAAACACCAACUUAAACAAAACUGGAUGAGAACAAGUUUGGAAACGGCAUUCCAAAAAGAACAGCUAUAAAAAGGGAACUACGUUAGAAUGAAAGAUGUAACAAAAAGAUCACCAUUAGUUAACUGCACCUCCUAGUCGGGAUUCGAGAAGAGGACAUCAAGCCGACAUUCAUAUAUCCUUCAAACUAAAAAGAUGCGAUUUCGUUCUAAGGGGAACGAAGGUGUUUCACAGAAAUACCAAGCACGCAGGUUAAGCAAAUUCGGCCAAAUCGUAACUGUUCAUUUAAACAGAAUGAAAAACUUAAUUAGGGAACUAAUACCAGUAAUUCAAACUGGAUGUUAAGUUACCUCAUCCCACAUGAAAUAGUUGCCUUCAAUUGAGAAUCUUCUUAGCCACCUACAUCGGCCUCCCCGACGAAUAAACCGCUUUAUUACCCAUUUAUAUGCAAGACUUUAAAAGGCGUUUAUAUUGCGUUGAGUAGUUUGACGAACAGUUCCGUAAAUUCAGACAGUGUGCAUCAAAUUAGGUUUUGCUGGAAUAAAUGUCAAUAAAAUUGGGAAUUGAGGACCGUUACCUCUGACUUCCCUUUUAGAGAUUUCCAAUAGAUAUUUUGGGAAAAACCGUUAGAUUUUUUAACUCGCGCAAAGCAGCAAAUCUUAUUAAAAUACGCUUAUUAGUAUGUUAUUAUGACGCAUAAUUAUUACGUUACUAGGAAUUGAUGGACAAUCGUCGUGUCGUUCGGGCUUUGAUUCCAGGUCUGGGGUUAUGAAAAAGUUGCUCUGGGACAGCAAUCGUUCCGGCUUCAAACACUGUGGCAAGGAAAGCAAUUCACUUUUUAACCGUUUUCUAUGAGGUUGACACGCAGUGGUAGUUUCUUCCGAAAGCCUGCAUCUUGAAAUUGGACCCAGGUUUGCGUAAACCCAACCUCAGAACCCGCCAAAAAAUGACCCGUGGAAGCGGGUAACUCUACCAACUAAAAGACCACCACAAUAACUGAGAUAAAGCAGACGCAGGGUAGACAUUUGCCAUGGGCAUUCGAGAAAGAUCAGUUUGCGCAAACUUUUUAUGUCAAGUCUUCGGCUUUCAGAAGACGAGGUGAGAGAGAGAGAGAGGAAUGCGCUUUAUUUUGAAAUCGUAUGUUCAAAAUUUUCAGCAAAAAAAUUGGCUCCAUUCACUAUGGGCAGUAAAUAAGUUAAUAAAUUAUUCAAGAGUCAAAGUUUAACACAAAGAAACGAUUAUUAUGCGGAUAGUUCAAGUCUUAGUUUCUGUAUUUCUGUCUCUUCGCACGUAAGAUAGCGCGCUAGGAAUGGCAAUACAGAAGCUCGAUAAGCCGAUGUGCGACAGGAUAUAAGUCGGAAGUUGCGGCGCAUCGGGCGGGAACAUACGAGUGGCGAACAUACGUAGCUUUGAACAAGGCGAAGGCGACAAAGCAUGCAGAAUUUAAUGACGUCAUAAAUUUCGAGACCUCUCAUUCAGCUGCACACGGUCAUUGCGUAGUUAUAUUACAAGGCAAAACUGUUCAAUCAACGAUCGACCUAGAGAGCUAAAACGUGAUAGGUAACCUGAAACAUGGGUCUAGUAUGCGGGUGCAUAUGGUGAGGGGGGGAGGGGGAGAGAAGUCAUCCAAGUAUGAGAGAACUGGUGCGGCGUGAUUUGGAGUGCAACGUGCAGGGAGCAUUCAGUCAUGCCGGGAGAGGGGGGAGGGCGGGUGGGGGGCAAAAUGAGAGGGUGGACAUGGGAACAGGGUUUCGUCCAUAAUCGAUAAUUACCAUGGCAGUGCCAGGUUUAUCACAUGGUCCAGCUGCUUACAGAGUUCUGGUUUCCUCCUCCGUAUUGCAGCGGCCUCUGCGAAGCGCAAGAGACGCCCGGUCGUCGCUCGAAACAGGACCUUGAAUGCAACCAUUUGGUCCACCGUAUGGCCCGUGUCCAAUAG